Molecule: messenger RNA, 5441 nt
Organism: Balaenoptera musculus (blue whale)
Lineage: Eukaryota; Metazoa; Chordata; Mammalia; Artiodactyla; Balaenopteridae
Gene: PGGHG
Product: protein-glucosylgalactosylhydroxylysine glucosidase
Exons: 14
Coding region: 276-2351 (691 amino acids)
Biological process (GO): carbohydrate metabolic process
Molecular function (GO): catalytic activity
Source: RefSeq, a predicted model, not a curated record
GGCCUUCCGGUGACAAGGCCGCUGCUGGCUACUUCUCCCUCCGGUCCGGUGCCCACCCGCUGGAGCCGAGGGACGCGGCCGACGGCCCGCCUGCCCCCCAACCCCCGGCUGCUGCCGGCACCCCAGCCCCGGUACCCAGCCGGCCUCCUGGAGGGUGAGGCCCGCCGGCUGAGGCCUCCUCCCUUCCCGCCAGCCCGACGGCUUCGAGGCGGUGCGCCCGGAGGGAGCUGGAAGGGAGUGAGGCCCUAAGGCCCCUCCGCCGAGCCAACCUUCCCAUGGAGGAUGCUGGCAAGGACGCCACCAGAUUCACUGCCCGUUCUCUGCCCGGUGACCCCCGGCUCUUGGCCACCGUGACCAAUGCCUACUUGGGCACACGCGUGUACCAUGAGACACUGCAUGUGAGCGGCGUGUACAAUGGGGCUCGGGGGGAUACGCACCGGGCCAUUCUGCCCAGUCCCCUCAAUGUCCAGCUGGAGGCCCCUGCAGGAUCAGGAGAGCAGCUGACCAACACCUUCGUCCUGGACACUAACACAGGCUCCUUUCUGCACACCCUGGAGGGCCCCAGCUUCCGGGCCUCCCAGCGCAUCUACGCCCACCGCACACUGCCUCACGUCCUGGCCUGCAGCGUGUCCAUCACCCGCUUGGCCACAGGGAGCUGGCCCAUCACUGUGCUGCUGCAGUCAGCCUUCUCCCCAGAGAGCCCGGACCUGGACCUGCAUCUGGGUCCUGACUUCCAGGGAGCCCGGUACCUGUACGGCCACACACUCACCCCCGAGCAGCCUGGGGGGGCACAGCAGGAGGUGCACAUGCUGUGGACGCCCGUGCCCCCAGCCUUGACCCUUGGGGAAGGGGAGGAGGAUGGGACGUGGGAGUUCCUGACGGUGGUGGGUGGCAGCCAGGCCGAAGCCCAGGCCUGCCUCGCCGACGCCCUGCAGCUGCAGGCCAGGCGCACUCUCUACGCGGCCCACGCGCAGGCCUGGGCCCAGCUCUGGGCAGGCUGUGGCCUGGAUGUGGAGGGGCCCCUGCGUCUGCGCCAGGCCCUGCGUGGAGCUCUCUACUACCUGCUCAGUGCCCUGCCCCAGCCCGGGGCCCCAGAAUACGUCUGCCACGGCCUCAGCCCAGGGGGCCUCUCCAACGGGAGCCGUGAGGAAUGCUACUGGGGCCACGUCUUCUGGGACCAGGACCUCUGGAUGUUCCCCAGCGUCCUGAUGUUGCACCCCGAGGCUGCCAGGGCUCUCCUGCAGUACCGCAUCCGGACGCUCAGCGGGGCCCUGUACAACGCCCAGAACCUAGGCUACCAGGGAGCCAAGUUUGCCUGGGAGAGCGCGGGCUCCGGCCUGGAGGUCUGCCCUGAGGCCAUUUAUGGGACCCAGGAGAUCCACAUCAACGGGGCCGUGGUGCUGGCCUUCCGUCUGUACUACCACGCCACCCAGGACUUGCAGCUCUUCCGAGAGGCUGGGGGCUGGGAUGUGGUCCGUGCCGUGGCUGAGUUUUGGUGCAGCCGUGUGGAGUGGAGCCCUGAGGAGGAGAAGUUCCACCUGAAGGGAGUCAUGCCCCCUGACGAAUACCAUUCAGGGGUCAACAACUCCGUGUACACCAACGUCCUGGUCCAGAACAGCCUGCGCUUUGCUGCUGCCCUGGCGCAGGACCUGGGUCAGCCCGUCCCCAGCCAGUGGCUGGUGGUGGCUGAUAAGAUCAAGGUGCCCUUUGACCCGAAACUGAACUUCCACCCUGAGUUUGAUGGGUACCAGCCUGGAGAGGAGGUGAAGCAGGCAGAUGUUGUGCUCCUGGGGUUCCCCGUCCCCUUCCCCCUGAGUCCUCAAGUUCGCAGGCGAAACCUGGAGAUGUAUGAGGCUGUGACGUCCGCCCACGGCCCUGCCAUGACUUGGAGCAUGUUUGCAGUGGGCUGGAUGGAGCUGAAGGACCCCGGGCGGGCGUGGGACCUCCUGGAGAGGAGCUUCGCCAACGUCACGGAGCCCUUCAAGGUGUGGACGGAGAAUGCAGACAGGUCGGGUGCCGUGAACUUCCUGACAGGCAUGGGGGGCUUCCUGCAGGCGGUGCUCUUUGGGGUCACGGGGUUCAGGAUCACCGAGGCCGGUUUGACCUUCGACCCCAUGUGUCCCACGGGGGUCUCCGGAGUGUGCGUCUCUGGCAUCUCCUACCAUGGGAGCAAGCUUGACUUUUCCUUCUCCGAGGGCUCUGUGACAGUUGAGGUCACUGCCCGGGCAGGGCCCUGGGCCCCCCUGCUGGAGGCUGAGCUGUGGCCAUCACAGGUUCGGCUCCCCCUGUCCCCAGGACACAAGGUCUCCUUUCCCUGCUCAGCUGGCCGGAUACAAAGGUCACACCUGUAGGAAGCAGGGGCAGCAAGUUCUGCUCCAGGAGUUUCCUGGGAAGAUUUUUUGAAGACGUUAAACAUCUGUGCAGAGCCCACAGGACCCCCUCUGGGACAUCCUUGGGCCCUCCAGCCCCGCCGAGUCCCCCCCACCCUGGCCCAGUCCUGCCCCCUCCCCCAAAACGACCAGGGCUAUUGCCUUCAGGGAUGUCUUUCAGGUCCUCCUCCCUGGCCACUCCCUCUGCAGGUGCCCCCGAAAGCUGCACCCACCCCUCCUCAACGCCCUCCCAGCCUGCCGCCCCCUCCCACCCUCCUCCACGUGGCAGCCAGGCUCACGGGUUCCAAGGAAAGUCUGGAUUCUGUGGCCUAAGUUCAAGACUCUGCCUCUAGCCUGAGCCCCUCCCCAGCCUAACCCCCCCCGGAUGGGCAGCUUUCCUGCACCCUCACACAGCAUGUCUGCUCCCGCCCUCCCUCAGUGCCCCUUCCCUAGGACCCCGCAGGGUGAGGUGGGGGAAUGGCCAACGGUUCUGCGGAGAAGACAGAGGCAGAUGCCGGCCUUGAUGGGAGCACGGCAGGAUGAGGGGCGUGGGGGAGGCUCAGUCUCCUGUGGGAUUACUUGGGACACCGAGUCGCAGCUUCACCACAAAGGAACCUUCUGUGUCACACAAGGGAGCAUCAGGUAUGGCUGGGUCCAGGUGCUCUUGGGCUGUUGUGAGCACUCAGCAUCCUCAGUCCUUGGCUCCUCUGGCCUCUGGGCCACUUCAGUCAAGUUGGAUGGUCUCUGUCACAUGCCUUUCCGCAGCCAGGAAGGGAGGGGAGUGGGGUGUGGGGCAAGACCCUGCAUUUCCUCUGACCGGCCAGAAGGACUGGGGCCAAGUGUGCGUGAGUUCAAGGCCAUGGCCCUGGGCCCACUUGUCCUGGGCAGGCUGCCCUCAGCCGAGGCUCUGCCCACUGUGUCCUCCUGGGCUUCAGCCCCUCAGUUGGCACAGCAGACUUGGGUUUCCCCAGGGUGGGGCGAGAUGGUGUCUGCCAUGGAAGUCCUGGCGAGGGCCAAGCCUGCUGCACCAGACCUGCCUGAGGAACGGGCAAGCUUUGUCUGCUGUGAGGAGCUGACGAGCUCCCUCCUGAACGUGAGGAUUUCGUAAAGGAUCAAGUUUCCCUUCCACGUGGCUGGGAAGCAGUCACGUGCUCGUGUAGAGCAAGUAAGCGGGUCCGUCACGUCUGCGCCCCUCCUUCAUCUGCAAACCGCUGCUCUCUGUUCUCAGUGGAGAGUUAGCCCGAGUUCUCCAAGAAGCGGACACCAGGCAGGCAAACUGCGAUGGACUGAAGCCCCGUGAGGGAGAGAGGGAGGGGGGUGGCUGCAGGGAGUGUGGCCGAGCUGCAGACCAGCUCCCUGAGGGCCUGUGGCCUCAGAAUGGAUCCAGCGACUUGGUGGGGCUCCCCCAGGGGCCCACAGGCUCUCGCUCAACCGGUGGCAGUGCCGCAAAGGCCCAGGCAGGUCUGCUGAAGCAGAGCAUGGUGGCCAGGGGCUGUCCCCAUGAAGCAGACACUUGCCUUUGCAGCCCUGGAGCCAGACGUGGGCACAGGCAUCAGGUGGGGGUGGUAGGUGGCCCUUCACCCACAGGACUGACGUAGCUUGAUACCUGCCGCGUGUGUGUGCCGUGUGUGUGUGUGUGUGUGCGUGCGUGUGCACACCCACCUGUGCCUGUGGAGGGGCAACCCUCCAAGGGGCCGUGACAGGGUGGCAGCAUGUGUGUGCUGGCCUGGCUGGUCCGGCCCAUGACAGCCAAUUGCCUGAACCUGACCAGGGUCCUUCAACCUGCCCAGGAGACGGGCUGGAAGGGUUGCUGGUGACCUUCCUCUGUGCCUGGCUUGACUGCAUAUUCUCUGUCCUCAGCAACUGGGCACGGGCUGGACAAUGUCUGCUCCCCUCACCAAAUGUGGAGACCAGAAGACCAUCCCCUGCUUGGAGACACGUACCUGGCUACACACAGGCUGACCCCUGCUCCCAGCCUCUGUGUCCAGCAUGGGUUGUUCCCUUCCUGGGCCAAACCUGGAGCUCAGUGUUGGAACGCCGUCUCCAUGGUAGUCCGAGCGCUGGCCUUGCCCUUAGUCCAGUGUAGGACCAGUGCCCAGGAAGGGGCGGUGCUGCAUCUCCAGGCCAGGCCCCGCCGGCCAGCACCACCUCUGCCUCAGGGGCUGGCUCAGAGCAGCGCACACUCAGCACGGGGCUGCGGCCCCGCCGGCCUGCAGCCGGCGCUCAUUUCUGCGGGCACGCUUUGGAGACAGCUGGACCAACCGCUGGCUGUCACAGGAGGGGGGCCACUCUGGGGGCUCCAAGUACAGCAGCUAGACAGAGACCCACGCCCCCAGCCCAGGCAGGGUGGGCAGGCAAAGGGAGGGAAGGGACCACGGGGGGGGUACUCGGAGCCCUGAGCCACCCUGUGGUUAAGGCCCCUGCAAUUAGCCUGCCCUGUCAUCGACCCGGCCACAGCAAGGCCCAGGGGCCCCACCCCCAGCCACACAGGGCGUGCGUGUGUCUCUGGCAGCCCCCACUCUGCCGGGGCUGCUGGGGGGUUACAUAAGGGAGGUAAACUGACGCGAGGCGCUCGGAAAAUGCCCUCGCCACCCCCCCCCACGUCUCCCUCUCUGUACGAUCAUGCGUGUGCGGAGGGUGCUCCUGUGCACGUGGGUGUGAUGGACGUGUGCACGGAUGAUGGUGUGACCGUGUCUGUGUCCAGCCCCACCGAUCCAGGAAGAAGGAAACCCACUGCUGGGACAGAGAUUGAUCAGAAUUAAAGGGACGCAGGGUCACAGGAACAGAGUGACCCAAAGAAGGAGGUCAACCCAGGCCCAGCCACGGACAGGAACGUGCAGAACAAGGGCAAGUCUCACUGGCCAGGGACUCCGCUUAACACGUGUGCACACACGCUGACCCGGGGAUGGGCAGACACGUGGACGCGGAGACGCACCACACGCAUUCUGAAAGACAGGCCGCUAAACCACAGAGCGGCAGAGAUCAAAGCCCGACUUCCCAAACUUCAUUCUAAAAUACUCGGACCCCUCCACCCAGAAGCCGCAGGCUGCCCAGUGCCUGAGCAAAGGGGAC